AUGAAGAUCAUUUAUUUAAUAUAUAUUUUUAUAUACAUUUCGUGUAAUUCGGUAAAUUUAAUACAAAGUCGUAAUUGUUCAUCGUUAAAACCGUGUCAAACACCUGAAAUAUGUUCAAGAGUAAGAUGUGCAUUGCUUUUAUGCAAACCAGGUACAAUAGCAAAGACGUUGCCUUGUAACUGUUGCCCUGAGUGUGUCCCAGACGGCAACGAACAGCCUCAGUGUGCAGCAGUACAAUAUACUAGACCCAAAUGUCAGCCAUGGCAGAAGCUUGUUGUACCUCCUGGUCAAUGUUGUCCAAUAUGCGAACCUAGCGAAUGCCAAAAACCUGAAUUAUGUCCAAGGAUCUUAUGUCUCAGACCUCUUUGUAAAAAAGGUGAAGUAGCAAAAAAAUUUCCAUGCAAUUGUUGUCCAGUCUGUGUUCCAGAGGAUUGCCUAACUCCUAGUGAUUGCAAUUUAUACGACUGUGCAUAUCCAAAAGAAUGCCCUCAUGGCCAGGUAUCAAAAAUUUUGCCUUGCAAAUGUUGCCCUGAAUGUGUACCAGAUGGCAACGAACAGCCUCAAUGUGCAGCAGUUCAAUGUACUAGACCCGAAUGUCAGCCAGAGCAGAAUCUUGUCGUACCUCCUGGUCAAUGUUGUCCAAUAUGUGAGCCUAGGGAAUGCCAAACACCAGAAAUAUGUUCAACAGUAAGAUGCACAUUUCCUGUAUGUAAACCAGGUACGAUAGCUAAGACGUUGCCUUGCAAAUGUUGCCCUGAAUGCGUUCCAGAUGAUAACGAACAGCCUCAGUGCGCAGCAGUACAAUGUACUAGACCAGAAUGUCAGCCAUGGCAAAAUCUUGUCGUACCUCCUGGUCAAUGUUGUCCAAUAUGUGAGCCUAGCGAAUGCCAAAAACCAGAAUUAUGUCCAAGAAUCUUAUGUCCCAGACCUCUUUGUAAAAAACGUGAAGUAGCAAAAAAAUUUCCAUGUAACUGUUGUCCAGUCUGCGUUCCAGAGGAUUGCUUAACUCCCAGUGACUGCGAAUUAGUUGACUGCGUAACUCCAAAAGAAUGCCCUCAUGGUCAGGUAUUAAAAACUUUGCCUUGCAAAUGUUGCCCUGAAUGUGUCCCAGAUGGCAACGAACAGCCUCAAUGCGCAGCAGUUCAAUGUACUAGACCCGAAUGUCAGCCAGGGCAGACUCUUGUCGUACCUCCUGGUCAAUGUUGUCCAAUAUGUGAGCCUAGAGAAUGCCAAACACCAGAAAUAUGUUCAAAAGUAAGAUGCGCAUUGCCUGUAUGUGAACCAGGUACGAUAGCUAUGACGUUGCCUUGCAAAUGUUGCCCUGAAUGCGUUCCAGAUGAUAACGAACAGCCUCAAUGUACAGCAGUUCAAUGUACUAGACCAGAAUGUCAGCCAUGGCAAAAUCUUGUCGUACCUCCUGGUCAAUGUUGUCCUAUAUGUGAGCCUAGCCAAUGCCAAAAACCGGAAUUAUGUCCAAGGAUCUUAUGUCCCAGACCUCUUUGUAAAAAAGGUGAAGUAGCAAAAAAAAUUCCAUGCAACUGUUGUCCAGUUUGCGUUUCAGAGGAUUGCCAAACUCCCAGUGACUGCGAAUUAGUUGACUGCGCAAUUCCGAAAGAAUGCCCUUAUGGUCAGGUAUCAAAAACUUUGCCUUGCAAAUGUUGCCCUGAAUGUGUCCCAGAUGGCAACGAAUGGCCUCAAUGCGCAGCAGUUCAAUGUACUAGACCCGAAUGUCAGCCAGGGCAGAAUCUUGUCGUACCUCCUGGUCAAUGUUGUCCAAUAUGUGAGCCUAGGGAAUGCCAAACACCAGAAAUAUGUUCAACAGUAAGAUGCGCAUUGCCUAUAUGUAAACCAGGUAUGAUAGCGAAGACGUUGCCUUGCAAAUGUUGCCCUGAAUGUGUCCUAGAUGAUAAUUGUAAGAAACUGGAAAAUUGCACAGAAGUAUUUUGUGUGAAACCAAAAUGUAAGCCUUGGCAAAAGGUGGUCACUCCUACAUGUGAAUGUUGUCCAAGAUGUGAACCAACUGAAUGUCAUGAAUCUGUUUGUCAUAAAGGAGAGAUAGCAAAAAUACUUCCAGGUAAUAAUUGCCCGAGUUGCGAGUCUGAUUAUUGUGAGACACCUGAAGAUUGUAUGUUAGUGCGUUGCGCAAUGCCGAUGUGUGCAAAAGGAUUAGUAGCUAAAAAACUACCUUGUAAAUGUUGUUACCAAUGUGUACCUAAGAACUGUUUAGGUGAAGAAGAAUGUGCUCAAGUUUUCUGCAUUAAACCAGUUUGUAAACCUUGGGAGAUUCUCAUAACUCCUAGGUGUAAAUGCUGUCCAAUCUGUAUGCCGCUACCAAAUAAAAACGGUCUUUAG
Messenger RNA from Psylliodes chrysocephalus, 2352 nucleotides. Lineage: Eukaryota; Metazoa; Arthropoda; Insecta; Coleoptera; Chrysomelidae. The record is from the annotation of a GenBank genome assembly.